Carica papaya (papaya) is the source of this 1948-nucleotide messenger RNA. RefSeq names its product Regulator of chromosome condensation (RCC1) family protein (gene UVR8). The record is from RefSeq and is a predicted model, not a curated record. Gene Ontology annotation, cellular component: cytoplasm. NCBI's taxonomy places the organism in Eukaryota, Viridiplantae, Streptophyta, Magnoliopsida, Brassicales, Caricaceae.
AUUAUUAUCUUCGUUCUUUCUUUCACAUUUACACGCCCCCUAGCAGCAAAUACAGAGAGAGAAAAAAAAAAGGAAGAGCUGGAAAUAUCCCGUUGAGUAUUCUGAAUAUCUCAUCUCUGUGUCUCUGCCUCUGCCUUCUUUUGCCAAAAGCAAAAGAAAAAAGGUUUUGAUUCUUCAUACUUGAGUCGCCAGAGCUUUUCCGAGUACUUCCUGGAAAAACAUGAGUUCGGCGAGUGAAGUCACGGCUCCUAUUCGUCGAGUUCUUCUCAUCUCUGCUGGUGCCAGUCACUCUGUUGCUCUUCUUUCUGGAAAUAUUGUUUGCUCAUGGGGGAGAGGAGAGGAUGGCCAGUUAGGCCAUGGAGAUGCUGAAGAUCGGCUUUCUCCUACAAAAUUGAGUGCACUAGAUGGUCAUGAAAUAGUUUCUGUUACCUGUGGAGCUGAUCAUACAAUAGCAUUCUCCGAUAAACAUAUGGAGGUUUAUAGCUGGGGAUGGGGUGAUUUUGGGAGGUUGGGUCAUGGCAACUCUAGUGACUUGUUCACUCCUCAACCAAUCAAAGCACUAAAUGGUCUACCGAUAAAGCAAAUUGCUUGUGGGGAUAGCCACUGUUUGGCAGUGAGCAUGGAAGGCGAGGUGCAAAGCUGGGGGCGGAAUCAAAAUGGUCAACUUGGUCUUGGCACAACAGAGGACUCUCUGGUGCCUCAAAAAAUUCAAGCCUUUCAGGGAAUACGAAUCAAGAUGGUUGCUGCUGGUGCUGAACAUACUGCAGCUGUUACGGAAGAUGGAGAGCUUUAUGGAUGGGGCUGGGGGAGAUAUGGAAACUUGGGUUUAGGUGACAGAAACGAUCGCUUAAUUCCUGAGAAAGUUUCUGCAACUGAUUUUCAGGGAGAGAAAAUGGUUAUGGUGGCCUGUGGGUGGCGACAUACAAUAUCUGUUUCAUCUUCGGGUGGAUUGUACACUUAUGGGUGGAGCAAAUAUGGUCAACUAGGGCAUGGUGACUUCGAGGACCAUCUUGUUCCUCAUAAGCUUGAAGCUUUGAGUAAGAGUUUUAUUUCUCAGAUUGCUGGGGGUUGGAGACACACUAUGGCGCUCACGUCUGAUGGAAAACUUUAUGGCUGGGGAUGGAACAAGUUUGGACAGGUUGGAGUUGGAGAUGAUGUCGAUCAUUGCUCUCCUGUGCAAGUUAAAUUUCCCCAUGACCAGAAAGUAGCACAGAUCUCAUGUGGAUGGAGGCAUACUGUGGCUGUUACUGAACAACAAAAUGUAUUUUCUUGGGGAAGAGGUACAAAUGGACAGCUUGGGCAUGGGGAAUCUAUUGACAGAAAUACUCCAAAGAUAAUAGAAGCUUUGAGUGUAGAUGGAUCUAGUGGGCAGCAAAUAGAAUCCUCAAAGAUCGAUCCAACAUCAGGGAGAACCUGGAUCUCACCAUCUGAGAGAUAUGCAGUUGUUCCUGAUGAAAGAGGGCAAUCUGAUAUUUCAGUUGGUGGCAAUGGGAAUGAUGCGAAUGUACCUGAAAAUGAUGUGAAACGAAUAAAGGUUUGAUAUACACGACUCAGAUGUGAGAGGAGUAACAUAUUCUGGCCUCUGACCAUCAAGCUUGUAUUGAGUUAGGCAGGUCUUGUUCUUAUUUUCAAUAGGUCCGAAUCCUUCUAUUGUAAAUUCGUGAAACUUGUUGGAAAAGUAGGCAUGGGCUAGGGAUUGGGUGUUGAGAAGGAGAACGCUUAUAAUCUUAUUCUAUGUGAAGAUGGAAUCCAUCAGGCACUACUAACUAUUCCUGAUAACAACUUUUAUGCUGUGCUAUGUCUUGUGAUCUUGUAUUAUUAGUUGUAGAAGGGAAUAAGGGGGUUAUGUUCAUGGAAUGAUAAUCCAUUGAGAAGGGAGAUAAUUACCCUUUUUCUUUUCCGGUGCCUAACAUGUUAUUGUGUUCUCAAUCAAAUGCACCGUGCUCUA